AUGGCAGCGACAAGGAAAUUACAAGGUGAAAUAGACAGGUGUUUAAAAAAAGUAACAGAGGGUGUGGAGACUUUUGAGGACAUCUGGCAGAAAGUUCACAAUGCAACAAACAGUAAUCAAAAGGAGAAAUAUGAGGCGGAUCUUAAGAAAGAGAUUAAGAAACUUCAGAGGCUACGGGAUCAAAUCAAGUCCUGGAUCGCCUCCGGGGAGAUUAAGGAUAAGAGUACACUUUUAGAAUAUAGGAAACUAAUAGAAACACAAAUGGAGAGGUUUAAAGUUGUUGAACGGGAGACUAAAACAAAGGCAUACUCUAAGGAAGGGUUAGGGGCAGCACAAAAACUGGACCCUGCCCAGAAAGAGAGAGAAGAAAUGUCGGCAUGGCUAGUCUCAUCUAUAGACGCACUUAAUUUACAGGUUGAUCAAUUUGAGUCUGAAAUAGAGUCAUUGUUAGUUGGUAAGAAAAAACGAUUGGAUAAGGAGAAGCAGGAUCGCAUGGAGGAACUUAAGCUUAAACUUGAGAAACAUAGAUUCCAUAUAAAGAAGCUUGAGACACUACUGCGCAUGCUUGACAACAUGUCUGUUGAGGUUGAACAGAUCAAAAGGAUAAAAGACGACGUGGAAUACUACAUUGACUCUUCCCUGGAGCCGGGGUUCGAGGAGAACGAGUACAUAUACGACGACAUCCGCGGCUUGGACGAAAUCGAGCUCAGCGGCGUCGGCCUGCCUUCCUCCGCCACCACGGACAGUAAUAACAGCAAUGACUCAGCCGGAUCACCCACCAGUAUACUAUCAGGUACAAGUCCUGUGACGUCGCCCACGUUAGAGGCUCACAACCACUCUACAGACUCUAUAGACAUAGAGAAAAAGAAAAAAGAAGAGGUCAUAGCGAAACCGGUCAAACCGAUGCCGCUACGGGCGGUGACCGCGGGCGCGGCCGCUAAUGUCGCGCCUAACGUUAGUUCCUUGCUCAAUAACUCCGCCGCAUCCACCAAUAGCAUAAGCGCGGGAGCGGUGUCUGGCACCUCGACGCCCAACAAGAGCGUGGCGCCGCCCAGCCCCCCGCACGUGCCGCACGCGCAGCACGCACCGCACGCGCAGCACGCGCCGCACGCGCCCGCGCCGCACCACGCGCACGUGACGCACGCCGCGCAGCACGCGCACGCGCCGCACCAGCCGCGGCCUAGCGCAGAAGUAGUGGAGAAUGGUCCCGUGUCGAGCGCGCCCGCGCACACGACGACGCAUCUACCGCCAGUAGCGCAACCACCGCCUGUGGUGAAGAGUGCGUCAGUACCGCUGGGGAGCGCGAGUGCGGGGGCGGGGGCGGGCGCGGGGGUGGGGGCGGGCGGAGGCUCCGAACGCGCGUCGCCGCUCACGCUCAACGGACCCACCUCGCACCAUGCGCUCAACAAUGGGCGAGCGAGUGAAGCGUCACAGUUGAGCUGUGCGACGAGCGUGAGCAGUACAGGCGCGGCGGCGGCGGCGGCUGCGGCGGCGGCGAGUGGCACCGCCUCGCUCAAGGCCAUCGCGCAGGAGGCCGUGCACCGCGCCGGCCUCGACCACCACCAGAAUGUUCGAAGAGGUGUACCACUAGCACAAGCGCAUAUACCGCCGUUAUUAGGCGUCGCGCCGUUAGGACCCUUGCCAUUAAAUUCCGAACAUCAGCUACAAUUCCAAAUGAUGGAGGCGUCAUUUUACCACAUGCCGCAUCCGUCCGACUCGGAAAGGACGCGCGUCUACCUGCCCCGGAAUAUAUGUCAGACGCCUGUCUACUAUAACCAGGUGCUCCUCCCUCACUCGGACAGUGUGGAGUUCUUCCAGCGCUUGUCGACUGAAACACUAUUCUUUGUGUUCUACUAUAUGGAAGGCACAAAGGCACAGUAUUUAGCCGCCAAGGCUCUUAAGAAGCAGAGUUGGAGGUUCCACACCAAAUAUAUGAUGUGGUUCCAGAGGCAUGAGGAGCCUAAGGUUAUCAAUGAAGAAUUUGAACAGGGCACAUAUAUAUACUUCGAUUACGAGAAAUGGGGUCAACGCAAAAAGGAGGGGUUCACGUUCGAGUACAAGUACUUAGAGGACCGCGACUUGAACUGAACUGAGAACCUCACGCCGCCGCGCCUCCACCGAGGCAGCGACCACUCCACACACGAUGCCAUCACACCCGCGGCCCGAUCUGUGCCCGCCACGGAACAUUUGCAAGAUCGACUCCCGGUUGAAGUUAACAGCAUGUGUUGUUCGGUUAUCGUUCAGCACGAUCUAGUACCAGUUCCGCGAGUGAUUCAAAGUGUAUUUAAUCUCGAAGUGUUAAUUGUGCACAAACCGUCGUCGGAAGAUCUGAACUAGCAGUGGAGAUUAUAUAUUUUUUUAUAUAUACGCUCGCAUAUUGUUGAGAGGCUGAUCUGUGUAAAAAUGAAAAGAAAAAUAUUUUUAUUAUAUAAUUUAAGUGAUACGGCAGAUUGAAAUCGGAAAUCGAAAGGAAAUAUGAACAGAGAGCGUGUUUAGAUUUGCAGUAAAUUAACCCUCGUUGUUGAGUUUGUAUGUAAUGUUGCAGCAUAUUAUAGUUACUCGGGUAAGUACAACUGUGUAGUGUAGUGAUGACUUACACACCCUUUCGAAUGUACCGACGUCGAACACUGUACAUCUCUUAGUUGUUAUAAUUGAUAAAACCAAUGUGAUAUUGAUAUAAAGCGGGGAGGCCCGGGUAUUCCCGUUCCUUGGUGCCUUUUGGCCCCACGGAGGCUGUCCCCACCCAUCUACACCAAUAUACCGUGUCACUGCCCGUGUCAUCCCAAAUCUACUGUUUUUUUUAACGACUAUUCUCAAUAAUUUGAAUAUUAUCAUAGGUGAUACUCCAGUAUAAAGGUUUUAAUUUGUAUUAAUAAGUUAUUAGAUCAUUCCAAAAUGUAAUCUGACUACCAACAAUAUAUAUUGAAGUGACUACAGCUUAUCUUAUUGGCAAAAUUCUAUUCUCAUUCAGUUUUAAAUAUUUAUUAAUUUAUUGUUUGUUAAAAAAAAACUUGUAAUGUUACUCAAGAUAAAAAUCAUAAAAUUAUGUCAAAUAAACCCCAAAAAAAUGAUCAAGCAUCAUAGUUUAAACUGUCAGAAAGUAUGUAUAGUAUUCACUAAAGACUUCUAUGUAUACAAUUUCUCAUUCAUAAUGCAUUAAGUAAUGUGUUUCUUAUCUAAAAAUUUUACUGGGUAAAUCCGUGUAGAAUGUAAUUGGUAAUUCAAAAUCUCGUUAAAUAUAUUUAUAAUAGGUCACCUAUGUGAAAUUGGCAAAAUUGUUGUUGAUGCGAAGUAGCCAUUCAAAAGACAAGAAAACGGUCCUUUGACCAUAUCUUGUCGUGUUACUGUUCAGUACCGCUCUACCUGUCUAGUACUACACAGAAGUCUAAUAUUCAUAAAUACAUUAACAAAUUCAUCAUACAUUUAUUUUUCAUAUUGAAAAUUGCCUAAUAAUUUCUGAAGUAGCUUUCAUUAUGUAGAGUAUAUUAUUAUGUCAAGUAACUAUAUUAAAAGAGCUAUAUUACAGACUUAUUGAGAAUAGUUAUUAGUUUCAAGGCUUUGAUUGUAUUAUGAUUGCAAGUCAAAUAGGGAAAUGCUACUGUAUUUGAUAUCUUUAAUCAAAUUCUGUUGAAAGUAUUUCUAGUAAUAGAAUCUUAAACAAGUAAUUGGUUCAGAUAAAGUAUGAAUAUUAU
Diatraea saccharalis (sugarcane borer) is the source of this 3692-nucleotide messenger RNA. Lineage: Eukaryota; Metazoa; Arthropoda; Insecta; Lepidoptera; Crambidae. The record is from the annotation of a GenBank genome assembly.